UCCCGCCGAAGGGACGUGUCAGUGAGCCGCAACAAGCGGAACCGGCCGGUGCCUCUGACUGACAGCCCUGCAUAUUGACCGCAAUUUACCGUCCGUCACGCAGAGAAGCGCGCGCAAGAAAACCACGGCGUCGGCGGCGCGCGGGCGACGGACCUCUCGCUCACAGGCACAGGUGCUGUACUGCUGGAGAUCAUGAGGCGUGCUAUGAGGCCGGCGCAGAGAUGUCAGUCGCUGCGUGGGCCUAGGGAGCCGUCAGCUGCUCCUCUCGUCUUCUCUGCACUCCGCUCACCUGGCUCGCUCCACAGGACAGUCCGAGGAGGUGGGGAUUUUCUUGAAGGCGUGAAGAGCAUUCAGCAGAAGUGGGAGAACGUGCAGCGCACCGUGCAGUCCGAGGCCCGAGGAGAGAGUCACCUCCCUCCACCGCCAGAGAACACCGGUCAGCCAUGUACCAUACAGCAGCCCACCAGGGGUGAGCUGGACCUUCUAUAUGAGGAAGUGAUUUACACAGUGGUAAACAGAGUUGGAGUGCCCUCACCUGAAUACGUGACCAAUGAAGGAGACCUCUACAGGUAUCUACAGAAGGUUUUUGAAGUGAAACCAGAACUGCAUGAAGUUGUUCUGCAGAGAGUCCAAGAGUCCAAGAGAGCAAGUUUCUCCUUAAAGAUCUCUGUAGUGGAGGGAAAAGAUCUCCUGGCUAAAGAUCCUAAUGGUUACAGCGAUCCCUACUGUAUGCUGGGAAUUGUUCCGGGACAAGCCCCUCGAGAGGUAGAGGAGAAACGAGAACGCAAGUUCAGCUUUCGCAAGAGGAAAGAAAAGCUGGAGAAGCAUGCCAGUGUCAAAGAGGGACUAGCAGCAAAGUGCAUCCAGGUCACGGAGGUGAAGCAUGAGACCCUGAAUCCAGUGUGGAAUGAGCACUUUGUUUUUGAGAUCGAUGAUGUUCUAAGUGAUUUUCUCCAUUUGGACAUAUGGGAUCAUGAUGAUGAUGUUUCUGUGGCUGAAGCCUGCAAGAAGCUCAAUGAAGUCAGUGGGCUGAAAGGCAUGGGCAGGUAUUUCAAGCAGAUUGCAAAGUCUGUCCGAACCAACGGCACCUCGGCAUCAGGAGCCGAGGAAAACAUGGACGACUUCCUUGGCUGCGUUAACAUUCCUGUUAAUGAGAUACCAGUAGGCGGAUAUGACAGGUGGUUCAAGCUUGAGCCCCGAUCCAGCGCCUCCAAAGUGCAGGGAGAGUGUCAUCUGAUCUUGAAGCUCUUCACCACCCAGAGGGACACGGCCCUCAGCAGGAGAGACUCACAAGUAAGGAUUCAUGAGAAGCUUCUGAGCCAAAUUCUUCUGUAUGAACACCAGCAGGUUCAGACGGAGACCUACAACUGGGGUGGGAGAUUGAGCAAACAAGCAUGGACAGUGCUGUCUCAUCAUGCUGUUCAAACCAACCUGUCGCCACUUCAACAGGCCAUCAUACGCUGGCGUUGCUACAGUAGCCACCAUCGAGGCGAGCGAAUGUGUUACUCCUUUUUGCUUGGGCUCCUAAGGACCAUAGAGGAGGAGUGGGAUGCUUCAAGCCUGGAAGAAGAGUUGAAGAACAGCCUGGCGGACAGCUUUAAUCUGCACAUAGAGCACUGUCUGUCCCUGCUAAGGAGGCUGCGCCAGGUCUUCCCGUGCUCCAGCCCCAUCGCCAUCACACGUUGCAGCUUCAUGCUGAGUGGAUUGGGAUUCCUUCAGGCCAUGCAGGCCUUCAGAGCAUCUUGCCCCCAGUAUCGGGAACUAUCCCAGGACGUUGCCACGGUAAUAAAGAAAAGUACAAUGGAGUGGUAUGGGAUAACCAUUACACGUCAUAAAAAAGAUGAAGCGGUUCUGGAGCAGCAGCUAAAGCACCUGGUUCUCGUGGUGGAUGCAGUGUGUGCUGAUCUUCAGAGAGAACUAAAUAUAUACAAUAAGCUCUUCUGCAGUUCGCUAAAGGUGGAUUUGUUCAGUAUUUCCUAUCAACAGCUAGAGAAACUGGUGGCGAGUGAUGCGAGGGCUGCCAUGGACAAGGUGUGUGUGGCCCUGGAGCAGGAGGGUGGAGCGAUGAGCCAGGCCAUGGGGGACACACUCUUCGAGCUCUACAUGUCCCUCAAGACACUUGGACACUUUAGGGACUUCCUGCCUGAGAGCAACGUGAAGAUGCUGGCCCUCACCGGCUACCAUGAGUGGUUUAAGGCUUCCGUUCACAAGUGGUUCCAGAUGGUUAACGAAAUAUCCUGUGAUAGAAUUCGCAAAGCAGUCAAGGAAGACCAGCUGAAGCCGGUGAGCGGCGUGUCCAAGCACAGUGCGUCGGCAGCGCAGGUGACCAGCUGCUUCAGCCAAGUGUGGGACUUCUGGGUGCAGCUGGCGUGGCCGGAAACCGCAGGGGCCUGUACCUUCCUGACGCGCCUCGUAGAGGAUCUCUCCAGUGCAGCUGUCCUCUACUGUGAACUUAUCAAACGCAAAAUGGACAACAGUCAGCAAGACACCAAGACCCUCACCGGUCAGCUGUGCGUUGCCCUGAACAACGUUGAACAUGUCCGCGCGUUCCUCGGAAACCUGCCCCGUGGCCUCGGCCUGCAGGGGGCGGAGCGGGCGGCGGAGGAGCGCUCCGGGGCUGAGGGCGCGGAGCAGGGCGCGCAGGCCUGGAGCAGCCAGCUGUGGUGCGUCGACGCGGAGCUGCACAAGCAGCUCAAGAACAUGAUCGGCCAGCUCACUGACAAGAUGCUUCUAGGUUUGAACAAAUACAUCCGACACAUCAGUCUCUCCCCAGAUUCUAUCAACAACGAUGAUGCUGUCUCUCCUCUGAUGAAAUAUUUAGACGACACCCUAGUGAUCCUCAGCGAGUCCCUUGUGAAGGACAAUUUAGCCAGGGUCCUGAGAAGCCUGUGGUCACUGAUUCUCCGGAUAAUCUUCGACACGGUGGCUGAGAACAGAGACGUGUCCGUGGAGUUUUACGGAAGGUUUCACUUCACUCUAGAGGCUCUGGUGGAGUUCUUCCAUGCUGAAGGUGAAGGUCUCACCCUGGAGGAUCUCCGUAAUGAAGACCACAGAGCCCUAGAGAGGGAGCUACGGCUGAACAGGUGCUCCUCCAGUGAACUCAUCGAACAGUACUUUGUGGAGAAGAUUGCGCAGCAGAGGAUGCUGAAACACAGUAAGUUUGGCCGAAUGAGUGUGAGAUGUUACUACGAAGCUCUGGAGCAGCGGCUCACCGUGGAGGUCCUGCACGCCUCCGACCUCAUCGCUCUUGACGCCAACGGGCUGAGCGAUCCCUUCGUCAUCGUGGAGCUCUGUCCUCAUCACGUGUUCCCUGCGGCCAAGAGCCAGCGCACCCAAGUGAAGCCCAAGACUCUGCAUCCCGUCUUUGAUGAGACUUUCUACUUCCGCGUCACCCCCGAGCAGCACAAGCACAGGGCCGCCUGCGUGCUCUUCACCGUGAUGGACUACGACUGGCUGUCCACCAACGACUUCGCCGGAGAGGCAACGGCAUCCCUCGGCGACUUUGCCGUGCCGGACAGAGCUGGUGCGCACGGGGGAGGCAGAGCCGUGCAGCCGCUCCUACUCCACCUGACCCGGCCUAAACCCAGCGAGAAACCCAUCAUGAAGAUGCUGGAGUCGAGGACAACGGACAGAGAGGCUCAGGAGUUUGUAAGAAAGAUGAAAGACUUAGAGAAGUCGAUGGGAGACGAGGAGUGAUCAACUUCAAUGUAAUAGUCUGUAUUUUAAAACUGUUGAGGCAGCGAAGGCCACAAGUGUCAUUUUGUUGUGAUGUAUUUUCCUGGUACAGUACUAGUUUUUAACCAUGCUUUGCC
Scleropages formosus (Asian bonytongue) is the source of this 3812-nucleotide messenger RNA. It is a transcript of the gene baiap3, whose product is annotated as BAI1 associated protein 3. Gene Ontology annotation, molecular function: SNARE binding. The record is from RefSeq and is a predicted model, not a curated record. Bases 193 to 3696 code for a protein of 1167 amino acids. NCBI's taxonomy places the organism in Eukaryota, Metazoa, Chordata, Actinopteri, Osteoglossiformes, Osteoglossidae. The transcript is spliced from 34 exons. Gene Ontology annotation, biological process: positive regulation of neurotransmitter secretion; regulation of dense core granule exocytosis. Gene Ontology annotation, cellular component: late endosome membrane; plasma membrane; secretory vesicle.